AUGAAUUUGGCAGUAGUUUACAAAGCUGCUGUUCUAAUUCCUCGAGAAAUAACUGUUCAGAACGAGCGAGAUGUCAUUGGCAAAAGGCAGCGAGCAUCAUCAACGUCGUCUAAUGCAGGACCAGUUUCAGCCAUUGCAGUAUCUGCUACAAGUGGGUUGGUUCGCCGAUCCUCGGUUCCAAGGCGUCUGUCGAACAUGUCUAACGGAGAAAAUUUUGAGUUCAAGAUGACAGAUAGCAUUUUAAAAGAAAUCAGCACUUUUUUUAGGAUUAAUUCGCCACCAACAACAUCUCCAUGUCCGUCAACUUCUUGGAAUAACCCAAAAGCCUUAUUGGAAAGUUUGCUUGCUUCUGAAAAGGCUAUUCAGCGACUUCGAGAUAGCAGUCACUUUGGCGAAGGCGAGAGGAAGGCAACAAUAAACGACAUAUUCUCUAGUCUACAUAGUCAACUACUUCUUGUUAUUGAAUGGGCCAAAACCUUGCCACCGUUCGCAGCUCUUACAACGGAAGACCAGACAGCGUUAUUAAAACGAUUUGCAAGUCAGCACGUUGUUUUAUGCGUAACCUAUCGCUCAAAAAAUGAUAUAAAUGUUCUCAAACUCUUGAACAACUCUUGCAUACCACGAGUGAAAAGCGGCGGCGAACAAAUAUAUCCUGAGCAUUUAUACUUACGAGAUUGUGAACGAAUGAUGGACGAGCUUGUAGCACCAAUGAGGUUUUUGAAAAUGGAUGAUAUAGAGUUUGUGGCGAUGAAAGCCUGUAUUCUUUUUAAUCCUGUUGCUCGAGGUUUGUCAAGCGAAAGUAGGAAUAAAAUUCUGGAAAGCCGACGUCAAGUUUUCGACGCUUUACAGUACUAUGUUAAUAAUAAAAUUCCAAGCGAUCCAAACAGGAUUGGAGAUCUAACGUUUUUUAUUCUGUCGCCGUUACAGACUUUAGCAAAUACUAUUUCUGAAGAUAUACUAGUGUCAAAACUUGCUGGUGUUGCACGCAUUGACCAGCUAAUGGAAGAACUGAUACUGGCUGAAGGCGAUGGUCAUGACGGUCAUGACCAGAAUACCUCAAGUAUUUACUCUCUUUCAGCAGAUCAUCAACAACAACCAGUUGAGAAACCAUCGGAGCAUUCCUCACUUCACGAUUCCGAUACUUUGGCUGACUGCAUAGAAUAG
Molecule: messenger RNA, 1164 nt
Organism: Enterobius vermicularis (human pinworm)
Lineage: Eukaryota; Metazoa; Nematoda; Chromadorea; Rhabditida; Oxyuridae
Source: the annotation of a GenBank genome assembly